AUGGCAACUAUGGAAACAUUGUUGAAAUCGGUAAAUACUAAACUGCAAAUGCUGGAAUUUACAAAUGAGAGUGUAAGGGAAGCUCUAGAAAAACGACAUGUCCCCACCAUGGAACGAAAGUUAAAAACCUUGCAAGAUAAAAUCGAUGAGAUCCAGGACCUGGAAACAAAGAUACAAGAAGCAAAGAUAGAGAAAGGAGAGAAUAUUCAAGACAUCAAAGAAUGGAGCAGCAAGAUAGAGAGUGACAUUAGUAAAUACGAGGCUAGUGUGUUAGAGUUGAACUCGGUUAUUAGGGAUAUUCAGAAAACUGAAAGUGAACGAGUUAAACAGGAGGAAGACAGGCCUUAAAAUAUCGGUCGGUCACGGACAUUGUCCGACCCAUUCGUGAAAUUGUCCGACGUAGAGAGGAAACCACCGGACAUUCUGUCCGACCAACGUGAAACUGAGGUUUAUUGUUUGUCCGACCCGAGUGAAUUGGUGUCCGACCGAACUGUAGCUUUGUCCGACGUAAAUCAAAAUGUACCCUAGCCCAGGACUAGAGGCUUGUAUGUUAAAUAUGGAAAAUCAGAGUACUAUUGUAUAAAAGGUGAACUGGAAAUGUUGUUUUAACGUAGUCGAGCGCGGGGCGGCGAGCGAAACCGUGAAGUGGAAAACGGGCUUAAGUUGUCGAAGUCUUGUUUAAUACUGCUGUUCUGGAAAGCAAGUUAAUUUUGGCUUGGAAAUAAGUAUGAAAGAAACGAAGUAUUUAAUAUCUUUACAACAUUUACCGUUUAUUCAUUUGUGCCGGCACUCAGACUUAUUUCCGAGUCAAAACUGAACUGAAGGUCAUCGGACAUAUGUCCGACCCAAACUCAACGUCACCGGACAUUUUGUCAGACGGCCCUGUAAAAGAUAUUUUAAGGCCUGAGGAAGAGGAAUUAGCUUCUAAAAUACGUCACCAGAUAUUCAAGGAGGAAAUGAAAUUCGAGGAAGCGAAGUUGCAGCAAAAGCUUAGUUUUGAGAAGAAGUCAUUGGAAGGUUCGAAGAAUGAAGAGAAAGAGUCCAAGCUGUAUACAAAACUUCCCAAGCUUGUUAUCACGAAGUUCAAAGGAGUGCAAACUGAUUGGCUGCGGUUCUGGAAUCAGUUCCAGACUGGCAUCGAUGGAACCAACAUUGCCCAAGUAACUAAGUUUUCAUACUUGAAGGAACUGCUUGAUCCUAAAGUACGUGUUUGUGUAGAUGGUCUGCCCUUCAACACAGAGGGCUAUGAAAGAGCAAAGAACAUACUAAAGUCCAAAUAUGGAAAAGAUAGCGAAGUUAUCAACUUGUACGUUCAGAAUAUAUUGGAUUACCAACUAUUCCGGGUAGCCAACCACACAAGAUCCAUGCAUUCUAUGAGACAUUGUUAACAAGUGUCCAAUCAUUGGAAACUCUGGGGGCAAAUUGACUGAGGUGUCAGGGUAUGUUAGAAUGACUUUAGACAAGCUCGAAGGUAUCAGGAGUGACGUGGUUAGGACGGAUGAUGACUGGCAGAACUGGAAGUUUCCCGAACUCAUUGAAGCCUUAAGGAAAUAGACGGAGCGAAAUCCACUUAAACGAGAUCAGGAACUGGAUAAAUCAAAUCAGAGAUGGACAAAUAGAUCAAAGAACUUCCAAACAAGACAGCAAGAGCACAAGUCGAGAUCAUGUGUUUAUUGUGAUGACCCUAGCCACAGACCAACAGACUGCAAAAAGGCGGUUUCAGUGGGAGAUCGAAGGAAGAUCCUGGGAGAAAAACAGCGGUGUUUCAACUGUACGGGCGCUCGACACAAGGCGGCAGAUUGUCGGAGUCAAACGGUAUGUCUACGAUGCAAGAAGAAACAUCACACAUCGAUAUGCGAGGCACAACCAGUGCAACAAAUGUUGGUUGCACAGGGUGAAGGCAAAGUGAUUUAUCCGGUGGUGGUGGUGAAAGCUGGGGGCAUUAAAUGCAGAGCGCUGUUGGACACAGGGGCUGGGAGCUCCUAUGCAUCUGCUGCCCGGUUGCAACGUCUUAACAGCAAACCAGAGCGACGAGAGUUUAGGAAAAUCGAGAUGAUGAUGCAAACAUCUAACAAAACAAUUGAUGUACACAAGUUAGAAGUCACUGAUGUGAAUGAUUCGUUUGUCCUUAAGACGGAAGUUACCAGAGUAGAACGAAGUAAUCUGUGAAGUUUGCCAAAUCCUAAGUACAACGAAACAAUCAAACUGUUUGAACACCUCAAAGGAGUAACAAUGGACGAUACAGACGAGAAGGAAGAACUUCCGAUUCAUUUAAUCUUAGGAGCAAGUGAUUAUGCGAAGAUAAAAACUCCUUCCCAACCACGUGUAGGUCAAACCGGAGAGCCAGUGGGGGAGUUUACGAAGUUCGGGUGGACCAUAAUGUCCCCAGGAACAGAUGAUGAUUUUACUAAAAUGUUAUUUACGAAGACCUCGAUGCACGACUACCAGAAGCUAUGUAAUCUUGAUGUCCUUGGUCUUCAAGAGUCUCCAAACGAAGAGCAAUCAAUUUACGAGGACUUUAAAGAGCAAUUGAGACAGAGUAAAGAGGGCUGGUACGAAACUGGUCUUCUCUGGAAGCCUGGAAUGGAGGAUUUACCAAGCAAUGAGCGGGAAAGUCGAGCGAGGCUGACCAAACUAGUACAGAGACUGGAGAAGCCAGAUCUUAUGAAACAGUACCAGGAAAUAAUUAAGGACCAGAAGGUAUAAUCGAGAAGGCACCCCAAGAGUCGAAUCAACGAAAAUUCUAUAUUCCUCACAAACCUGUGGUGAAGGAGUCAGACGAGACAACGAAAGUACGCAUAGUUUAUGACGCGUCCGCGCAAGAGUCUGAUGAUUCACCUUCCUUGAACGAUUGUUUAGAGACAGGCCCGGUCCUGCAAAAUCUACUGUGGGAUAUUCUCGUGCGAAAUCGCUUCAAACCAGUUGCUUUAUCAGGAGACUUGAAGCAAGCCUUCCUUCAAGUGAGAAUCAAAGAGGAAGAUAGGGAUGUACUGCGUUUCCACUGGAUUGAUGAAGAAAAUCUACAUGAAGUUACAGUCUAUCGAUUUACCAGGGCACGUUUCAGGUUGAAUCAGCCCCAUUUCUUCUCGGAGAAACGCUAGAUCAGCACCUAACGAGCGUAGCAGAAGAAUUCCCCGAUGAAGUCGUCGAGAUUAAGGACAGUUUAUACGUUGACGAUAUCCUAGGUGGUGGUAGUACGGUGACUGAAGUUGAAUCGCUAAAGGAAUCCGCAAUUGAAAUCUUUGACAGAGCGCAUUUCCAGUUGCACAAAUGGCACUCGAACGAGCCAAGUUUAGAAGCACCUGGAGAACAUAAUUUCGAGAAGAAACCAAGCUUUGCCAAACAGCAACUGGGAGUAAAGAACGAUGAGACCAAGUUGUUGGUAAUGAAGUGGAACAAGUCCACUGUCUGUCCACAGAUCAAUUAGCAGUGGUAUUCCCUGAUGUGGAGCCAAAAGAGGACACUAAAAGAACAGUUCUCAGUAAGCUAGCUUCCAUAUUCGAUCCGUUAGGACUAGCGGCACCAGUAACCCUAUCCGGCAAAUUCAUAUAUAGAGACGUGUGCGACUCUCGAGGUCUUUGGGACGAAGAACUGCCGGAAGCCAUCAUGAAGCGGUGGCAAUUAUAGAAUGCAAAUCUUCCAGUACAAAUUGAAGUACCCAGAAGUCUGGCAAUGCAUCAAGACGAGAUUUGUUCCAUCGAUCUGCACGCCUUCGGUGAUACCAGUGGCCAAGGGACAGCUGAGGCAGUUUACGCGGUGGUAAACCAAGAACAAGGAGUCACGCAAGAUUUGAUAACGGCAAAGGCACGGUUAGCGAAAAAGAACUUAACUAUACCCAGGCUAGAACUUGUCUCGGGACAAAUGGCUGCAAAUCUACUAGACAACGUGAGAAAUGUAUUAACGAGAUUCCCGGUGCAAGAUUGUUACGGUUGGUUGGAUAGUACGGUAGCUUUACACUGGAUCAACGGCGAAGGGAGUAACAAGCAGUUCGUACGGAAUCGGGUAAAGAAGAUCAAGGAAAAGAGUUACAUAAAGUGGCGACACGUUGGAACGAAGGAAAACCCAGCCGAUAUUGGUAGUAGAGGUUGCGCAGGUGACAAAAUUCCAAACGAAUGGCUCAAUGGUCCGCUUUGGCUGUCCAACCCGAGUGACUGGCCACCAGAGAUCGCUACCCCGGCGACAGAUGUAUCUACAACUGAAUUGAAGCUGGAUCAAAGAGCAGUGUUAAGCUGUGCAAUGGACGGAGAAGCUGAGGUGAUGUACGGGGUACUCGAGAAACAUAGCUAUUGGAAGGCGAUGAGGAUAUCUGCUUGGAUAGCACGAUUUCUCUUCAAUUUGAGAUCGCAUCCAACGGAACCGGGUCGUGGAGUGUUAACCACCGAGGAAAUUCAAGAACAAGUCAAUUGGUGGAUAAAGAAGGAACAGUUGCGAUACGAUGACACUGAACAACUAGAAGAAGAUAAACAUUGCCUCAACCUCAAGGAGAACGAAUCAGGCUUAUUGGUGUGCAAAGGGCGAAUACAAGGCGAAUACCCCACAUAUAUUCCUCCCACAUCAAAACUGGCGGAGAAGAUCGUGAUGCAUGAACAUGUGUGCACCUUACAUGGGGGAGUCGGAAUGACGAUGGCUGCGGUGAGGAAACGCUACUGGAUCCCACGGCUACGUCAAUUAACGAAGAAAGUGAGAAGAAAUUGCAACGGAUGUAAGAGAUUUCAAGUAACCGCCUUUAACAAACCUAACCUGAGUAUCAGGCUCUAUUUUACAAAUAGAGCCUGACACAAAACUUAACCUGAUCGCUUUUCCACCCACAUCAAAGUUUAUAUUUAGUAUCCAAUCAAAAUGUCGCAGGAGAAAUUUAAAUUUCACACAACGACACUCAACAAUCUAAUUAUAGCAUAGGCAGCCCACUAAACGGCUGAAUUUAAAUUAAAACUGCAAUGAACUUAUAAAAUUAACAAAGAUAAUCACAAAUUAGCGAAAUAUAUUGGAAAUGUAGCUUAUAUUAAAUCGCCACCCAAUUGCUCUCUCCUCCGCAGAGGUUUCAGUGACUAUACAAUGAGCUUUACAUGGCGCUUACCGUAUUUAUCAACAAACUGACAUAUAAUUAUAAAGUAUAUAUGUAUUAAGUAUACUUUAUAACUAUAUGUCAGUUAGUCGAUAGUGCAAUAUAAGCUACAUUUGCAAUAUAUUUCGCUAAUUUGCGAUUAUUUUCUGAUUUUACUGCAGUUUUAAUUUAAAUUCAGCCGUUUAGUGGGCCGGCUAUAAUUGUAGUUGUGAUCGUUAUAAAAUAUAUCAACAACUGACAAUAGUAUAAUCUAAUUAGCACCAGCCAAUCAAAUGACAGAUUUAAAAAAUCGUUUGUCUAAUCGGCCAAUCAGACGAAAAAGCCAGAAUCUGGCUUUUUACAUGCGCCGUGGUAAAGAAUUGUAUCAGGCCCUCCUUCAUUCGCCGCCGCCAAUUAAUCCUGGCGAAUGAAAACAUAAGGGCCUGAUACUCAGGUUAUAACAAACCACCCACAGGCAACCUACCCAAGGACCGAACGCAGGGAACCAGACGUACCCUUCCAAGUGAUUGGAGUCGACUACGCGGGCCCAUUCCUGUACAAGAACCGAUCAGGAACUAAGUCGAAUGCUUAUAUACUUUUAUUAGCGUGUAGUCUUACGAGAGCAGUUCAUUUGGAACUCUUACCGAACAUGUCGACCGAGGAGUUUAUGCGUAGUCUAAAGCGAGUCAUAGCGAGAAGAGGCAAACCAGAAAAAGUAUACUCGGAUAAUGCCAAGACAUUCGUGGCGGCGGCUGAUAGAAUCCGGAAGAUUUCCAAGAGUGAGCUAGUAAAUGACUUUCUCGCGAAGAACAACAUUACCUGGCAGUUUAAUCUGAGCAAGGCCCCGUGGUGGAGCGGUCAGUAUGAAAGACUUGUUGGUCUGGUGAAACAAUCAAUUAUUGUACAAGGUGAUAAGAGCGUCGCACUUGAAGUGGAAAGAGCUCUGAGGAAGUCGUGUUAGACGUGGAGAUCAGCUUAAACAACAGACCUCUUACUUAUGUAGAAGACGAUGUGGAGUUGUCAGUUCUUACCCCUAAUCUGAUGAUAACUGGUGAAUCGUAUGUUCUUCCUGACGAAGAAGGGGAUUCGACGGAAGAAGAAGAGAUCAAAAGACGUGCAAAGCAUGUACUGCGAAGUAAGGAAGCUGUAUGGAAAAGAUGGACGGGGGAGUAUAUGAGAGCCCUUCGAGAACGACACAACCGUAAGGUUACAGGACACCCUUUUUGGCGUUUUGCGGAAAAUCGCUACUGCGCGCUCAAUAUCAGUCCGAUUUUCAUCAAAUUUUCACCAAAUGUUCUCCAGUGCAUGCAAAAUAUGGUAAAGUUGUAAAAUUAACAAACAAUAAAAUAAUGUAAGAAUUAUUCAGGAAAAUCUUAAAUCGCGGUACCGUUACGCUUUUGAGUUGUGCUCCUGCUGGUUUUAAGUUAUAUUUAUGAAAAUAUCAUUUUUAUACAGUAAAAUAGUUGUUCUAAAAAAUUGUGUUCGGAAAUUUUUGUUUAUUUCGUCAUUCCGCUGAUAUGGCGAUUUAUUUGACGACUGCAAUAUAUUUCUGAAUUGUUUGAGUGAAUUGCUCUUUAUUUUUAAAAUAUCCAAAAUUAAAAAAAAGCCGAACACCAUUUUGAAACUGACGUAUUUAGCUAUGUCCUGUGAAAAUUUGAGAAAAAUUGGUUAAAACCCGCAGGAGCACAACUCGUUUGAAAAUCAGUAAUUACCGUAAAAUUUUUCGGGAGAAAAUUGAAUUUGAAUAUUACAUUUUCAAUAUAAAGUUUGUUCGUUCACUGCAACCAGGUAUAUCAAUCAUGUUUCGCUCGCCGCUACUCUGGUUUAAAUAAAUGAUUACAAAGCCCAGUCGAAUUGUAAUCAAGACCCAUAUAUAUAUAUGGGUCUUGAUUACAAUUCGACUGGGCUUUGUAAUCAUUUAUUUAAACCAGAGUAGCGAGCGAAACAUGAUACAUUUUCAAUGUUUUUAUUAUUGCAGCGAAAUGUAUUUUAUUAAUUAACUCUGCGAGUUUUCAACAUUUUUCGUUCAAACUUGGUCAGAUAGUAGAACUAGUCUAAUGCAUUCAUUGAAACCAAUAAAAAAAUUUUAGGCAAAAUUAACACUCAAAGGUGUUCUGUAACCUUAAACACCAGGGAAAGAAUAAAACGCCAACGGUCGGAGAAGUAGUGUUAAUCAAGAACGACAGUAGAAAUCGCGGUAAAUGGAAUAUCGGCAUAGUUACGAAGCUGAUUAAGGGACGUGACGGAGUAGUACGAGGCGCUCGAAUGAGAUCACGGAAAACUACGAUCGACCGGCCGAUACAAGAUCUUUACCCUCUAGAAUUGUCAACCGAGUCAACCAAGGAGGACGAUCGCGAAGAACCAAAAAGCCUAGACCCAGGUGCUAAAGAAUUCAGACCCAGAAGAGCGGCGGCUGUGUUGGCGAAAGAGAAGAUAAAACUUUGGGCUGAGAACGAGGAUAUUUAG
This is a messenger RNA of Paramuricea clavata, 7510 nucleotides long. The record is from the annotation of a GenBank genome assembly. Lineage: Eukaryota; Metazoa; Cnidaria; Anthozoa; Malacalcyonacea; Plexauridae.